AGGAAGAAAACCGUAGGAACCGGAAAUUGCGAACUGCACCAGGUCUUUAAUCCGCUAGAACUAGAGUAUGUGUUUGGCGCCACUAGCCUCUGCUGUCACUUGUGAGCGGUGAAUGCAAAUUUCAGUUCUCAACAACGCACUGAACGAAGAAAGUGCGUAUUAUCACCGUGACCUAACAAUGGCGGAGACGAACCAUCAUAUGGACAUCGACAGCGACGACCACACUUACACCGCGAGGCCCGACAAAGCUAAAAGUGUCGUCGUCGCCAGCAACCCUCCCGCCGCCGGCAAGGCCAUUCCGUGGGUCGAAAAAUAUCGCCCUCUGUCCCUCGACGACGUCGCCGCUCAUCGUGACAUUGUCGAUACCAUUGAUCGGCUGACCACUGAGAACAGAUUGCCCCAUCUUCUGUUGUAUGGCCCUCCUGGCACGGGCAAAACAUCAACGAUUCUCGCUGUGGCACGCAAACUAUAUGGUUCACAGUACCAAAAUAUGAUUUUGGAGCUCAAUGCAUCAGAUGAUAGAGGAAUUGAUGUCGUGCGACAGCAGAUUCAAGAUUUUGCUAGCACUCAGAGCUUAUCAUUUGGUGUCAAGUCCUCUGUAAAACUUGUAUUGUUGGAUGAAGCAGAUGCCAUGACAAAGGAUGCCCAAUUUGCAUUACGUAGAGUGAUUGAGAAAUAUACAAAAAGCACUAGGUUUGCACUUAUCUGUAAUCAUGUAAACAAGAUUAUUCCUGCACUUCAAUCAAGAUGCACUCGGUUUCGGUUUGCCCCUCUUGAUGCCGUCCAUGUCACUGAAAGACUGAAACAUGUUAUUAAGGCUGAAGGGCUUGAUGUUGAAGACAGUGGCUUAGCAGCUCUUGUUCGGCUUAGCAAUGGUGAUAUGAGAAAGGCUUUGAAUAUUCUUCAGUCAACACAUAUGGCUUCUCAGCAGAUAACAGAAGAAACUGUUUACCUGUGCACUGGAAAUCCAUUGCCCAAAGACAUUGAGCAAAUAUCUUACUGGCUUCUAAAUGAACAAUUUGCAGAUAGCUUUAAAAGAAUAGAUGAAAUGAAGACAAGGAAAGGGUUGGCCCUGGUUGAUAUUGUCAGAGAAGUGACAUUGUUUGUUUUUAAGAUUAAGAUGCCUUCAGCUGUUCGAGUACAGUUGAUGAAUGAUUUAGCGGAUAUAGAGUACAGAUUAAGUUUUGGGUGCAACGAUAAGCUUCAGCUCGGAUCGGUUAUUGCUUCUUUUUCACGUGCUAGAUCUGCACUGGUUGCGGCUGCUACAUAGCCUACUUCUGAAAAUUUGCUUUCACAUACUACUAGGCCUGGCUUGUCACUACUGAGAAUGGGAUUGAGAGGAUCUCAGUUUGUGUAAAGAUAGUAACUGUGUUAAUCUUUUUUAACUUAAGAUGAAUUUUAAACUUUCAAGUACCUUUACAAAAUUCUGAAGUAGGGACAUCUUCCGUUUUAAAAUUUACUGCUGCUAGUUUAGAUGACACCAUUAGGUUUGAAAGUUAAGAUCAAUUAGCCAUUUUGAUAUCAAUACAAUGAAAACCCUUGGAAUGCAUUAAAUUUUGCAUGGAAAAGGUGAGGUGUUUCCA
This is a messenger RNA of Glycine soja, 1583 nucleotides long. Its product is annotated as replication factor C subunit 3-like. The transcript is spliced from 9 exons. Lineage: Eukaryota; Viridiplantae; Streptophyta; Magnoliopsida; Fabales; Fabaceae. Gene Ontology annotation, molecular function: DNA binding; DNA clamp loader activity; ATP hydrolysis activity. The record is from RefSeq and is a predicted model, not a curated record. Gene Ontology annotation, cellular component: DNA replication factor C complex; nucleus. Gene Ontology annotation, biological process: DNA-templated DNA replication; DNA repair. The coding region runs from base 113 to 1270 and encodes 385 amino acids.